Phyllostomus discolor (pale spear-nosed bat) is the source of this 3546-nucleotide messenger RNA. It is a transcript of the gene IRGC, whose product is annotated as immunity related GTPase cinema. The coding region runs from base 575 to 1957 and encodes 460 amino acids. Lineage: Eukaryota; Metazoa; Chordata; Mammalia; Chiroptera; Phyllostomidae. Gene Ontology annotation, molecular function: GTPase activity; GTP binding. The transcript has a single exon. The record is from RefSeq and is a predicted model, not a curated record. Gene Ontology annotation, cellular component: membrane.
CCCAGGGGCUGGGUGUCAGCCCUCCCCUCGGCAGGCCUGGCCACAUCAUUUGUGGGCCCAGCACCAAAGACAAAUACAGGGCCCUGGUUCAAAUAUGAUGAAGAAUUUCAAUCAGGCAGUUAUCUGCCUGCAGAUAAGCGUUAAGCCGGGAGUUGGGCCUUAUGUGGCUGCCCAGGUCACAGCUGCCCGAAAAACGGCCCUGUUCCUAGAUUACCCCAGGGACUCCUCAGUGCCACUGCACGCAGGUCAGUCAUCAUGCCCGCUACCCAGAGCAGCAAAUAGGCUCAGAGAGGGGCCUACUUUUGCCCCAGGUCACACAGCAAGUUAGUGGCAGAGAUGGGAUGUAGACCUGGGCCUGACAGACUCCAAAGCCCCCUAAUUCAUGUCCACAAUGUUCACCCCCAGGGAUGUUUGAGAAGGGGAGGGCUGUGGGGUGCCAGAGCGGGGACUGCCUUCCUGUCCCUGGUGUCUCCUGCCCCACGCCAGGCCCAGGAGACAUGAAAGGCUCCCUUCUCUGCCCCCAGACACCAGGACCCCUGGUCCUGUCGCUCCCAGGCCCCGGCACCCCUGAGCCAUGGCCACUUCGAAGUGUCCCGGGGAGGAGGAGACCACCAUCCUCAUGGCUAAAGAAGAGCUGGAGGCCCUGCGCACCGCCUUCGAGUCCGGUGACAUCCCCCAGGCCGCCUCCCGCCUCCGGGAGCUGCUGGCCUCCUCCGAGAGCACCCGCCUGGAGGUGGGUGUCACCGGCGAGUCAGGCGCUGGCAAGUCGUCGCUCAUCAACGCCCUCCGUGGCCUGGGGGCCGAGGACCCCGGUGCGGCUCUCACCGGCGUGGUGGAGACCACGAUGCACCCCUCGUCCUACCCACACCCACAGUUUCCCGACGUGACCCUGUGGGACCUGCCUGGGGCCGGCUCUCCGGCCUGCUCCGCCGACAAGUACCUGAAGCAGGUGGACUUCGGCCACUACGACUUCUUCCUGCUGGUCUCCGCCCGCCGCUGCGGGGCCGUGGAGACGCGCCUGGCCUCCGAGAUCCUGCGCCAGGGCAAGAAGUUCUACUUCGUGCGCACCAAGGUGGACGAGGACCUGGCGGCCACGCGCACGCAGCGGCCCUCCUGCUUCAACGAGGCCGCGGUGCUGCAGGAGAUCCGCGACCACUGCGCCGAGCAGCUGCGCGCGGCUGGUGUGGCCGAGCCCCGCAUCUUCCUCGUGUCCAACCUCAGGCCGGUGCUCUACGACUUCCCGCUGCUCCUGUCCACCUGGGAGCACGACCUGCCCGCGCACCGGCGCCACGCCGGCCUGCUGUCGCUGCCCGACAUCUCGCUGGAGGCCGUGCAGAAGAAGAAGGACAUGCUCCAGGAGCAAGUGCUCAAGACGGCCCUGGUGUCGGGCAUCAUCCAGGCCCUGCCGGUGCCGGGGCUGGCGGCCGCCUACGACGACGCCCUGCUCAUCCGCUCGCUGCGCGGCUACCACCGCAGCUUCGGCCUGGACGACGACUCGCUGGCCAGGCUGGCGGAGCAGGUGGGCAAACAGGCCGGCGACCUACGCUCCGUCAUCCGCUCCCCGCUGGCCAGCGAGGUGUCUCCUGAGGCUGUCCUGCGGCUCUACUCGCAGUCGUCCAACGGCGCCAUGCGGGUGGCCCGGGCCUUCGAGAAGGGCAUCCCCGUGUUCGGUACGCUGGUGGCCGGCGGCAUCAGCUUCGGCACCGUCUACACCAUGCUCCAGGGCUGCCUCAAUGAGAUGGCAGAGGACGCCCAGCGGGUCCGCAUCAAGGCCCUGGAGGAGGAUGAGUCCCAGCCCGAGGUCAGCUUGGAAGCGGCUGGUGACAACCGCGUGGAAAACCAUGGAUCUGGGGAGGGAGGUGGCGAGGAAGCCCCAAUCUCCAUCCGCCGGAAGCUCGGCCUCCUGCUCAAGUACAUCCUCGAAAACUGGAAGAAGCGCGACUUGGAAGAGAAGUAAAAGUGCAGCCCCCACCCUCCCCACCUCAUCCACAAACCAAGCCUUAAUAAAGCCAAACAAACGAAAGGCCCAAGUCGGAGCUGUUGCUGAGGGGCAGGGUGCACAGGGGUCUGGGGGAGGCGGGCGGCCCCAGGUGGAAGAGGGGUACACUGAGCAGGGAUGGGAAUUGACCCUGGAAAGAGGGAAGUUCUGGGAAUGGGUGGUGGGCUGGGGUCUCCUUGGCGAUCUCACUCUCCCUGGUCCCUAAGCGGCCAAGCGGGAUUGUGGGGCCACUGGGCAGCCGGGCCUGGAUCCAGGACAGGAGCCAACUGUCAGCCUGCGGUGGGUGGCCGAGUGGGGACCAGGGCCUGCACAGGUACUUAUUUCAGUUGCAAAGGCAUAUCCCUUCCAGAGAACCCCAGGGUCCCAAAGGCCCCCUUUGGAGGGGGGAGGGGCAGCCAAUCAGUGCCCAGGAUUGGCACAAUGGUGCCUAGCAACUGGGUUAAGCAGAGGUGGGCACACGGGCAUCCUGGGCCAGCACUGCUGCCUGUGAGUGAUGGCGGGCUGGGUGGUUGGCAGAGUGGAGCCACGUGGACCCUGGGGGCCUUAGUGCGGAGGUGGUGAGAGGGUGGAUGGGCGGUUUCUCUGAGCAUCGAGGGGGAGAGGAGGCAAGAGGGCACAACUCCACCACCUAGAAAGGAUGGUUUCAGAAAGAUGGUGGGUGUGUCUGAGCGUGACUGUGUGUGGCAAUACGUGUGUCUGACUGGGAGGAAUCCUGGUGAGUCUUCCUGAUUUUGAGUAGUUUGCUGAGACUGGAUAUACCUGUCUGUCUGCAUGGUUUGUGCCAGACAGAGAGAGAACACGAGCGAGAGAGAAAGGGUGCACACGUGCGCCCCCUAGUGAGUACUGGGAAUGUGGUGAAAGGCCAUGGGUCUCAAAGUGAUGGUAACUGUGUUGGGAUCUGAAAGUUUCACAGGGCUGAGUGCCAGAGAAUGUGCAACACACUGGGUGUGCACAUCUGUGUCUGGAUCAGGUGACCCAGUGAAACCAAAUUCCUUGGCUGAUUCAAAGAUCACACAUGUUUAAAAAAGUCCAAGAACUGGGCUGGGGGCCCUGGACAGGACGGGUUGCCCCAGGACUUCUGUGGGCUUGGGCAAGGGUCAGGCAAGGGUUGGAUUUAGGUGCACAGAAGGGGGAGUUUCCAGCAAGUCCCAGAAGGCCCUGGAGGCUGUGUACAAGGCCAGUGGCAAAAUGGGGACUGUGGGGUCGGGAGGUGGCCUCCCCCCAGGUGCUCACAAAUACUCCCUGUGGGUUUUCCAGGAUCUGGUGAUGGUUCUUGCCUCAUUUGGGGGCCUCAAAUUACCUGGAACCCUAGGAAACAGUUCCUGACUCAGAGGGUUCACUUCGACUUGCACAAUUAAAGGGGGUACCAAUUCUCUCAGCUGAAGAGCUCUCCCCUUUGCAGAAGGGAUUCCUCUCUUCCCAGAGGCCUCCCCAUUCAUUGGCUUUGCCAGACAACUGGGGUUUACGUGGGCCCUUCUGCACCAACAGUGGUGCAGGGGAUUGUGGGAGGGAAAUCCCAGACCCCAGAUGCAGAAGACAGCGGGUCC